This is a messenger RNA of Cavenderia fasciculata, 2160 nucleotides long. It is a transcript of the gene mhkC, whose product is annotated as myosin heavy chain kinase. The record is from RefSeq and is a predicted model, not a curated record. NCBI's taxonomy places the organism in Eukaryota, Evosea, Eumycetozoa, Acytosteliales, Cavenderiaceae. Gene Ontology annotation, molecular function: protein binding; myosin heavy chain kinase activity; ATP binding. The coding region runs from base 1 to 2160 and encodes 719 amino acids. The transcript has 3 exons. Gene Ontology annotation, cellular component: actomyosin contractile ring. Gene Ontology annotation, biological process: protein phosphorylation.
AUGGGUGACGCAGCAGCAGCAUUGGCAUUAUUGAAUCAAAAAUUUCCAGUUGCAGAUGUAGUAGCAGGAAUUAAAUGUGAAAGAGCUAUAAAAUGGGAACUAACGAUUGGCGAUGAUUUGACACCACACUGGAAACACAGUAUUGUAUGUGUUUCCAUUGAAAAGACACCAUUUGCUCAGGGUUCAUGCAGAACUGCUCACAAAUUACAGGAUUGGUCGAAACCCGAUCAAAGACUUGUCGGAAAAUUUUCAACCAACAAAAAGACAACCAGAGACUCAUAUUUUACAGAUGUCCUCAUGCAAACAUUCUGUGCAAAGUGGACUGAAAAGUUUAAUGAAAUGAAACCACCCAAACCAAUCACUUUUCUUCCAUCCUAUGUCUAUGAAUUAAUAGAUCAUCCACCUCCCUAUCCAGUUUGUGGUGGUGAACCUUUUAUUGAUGGUGAAUACAAAAAACAUAAUAAUAAUAGUGGAUAUGUAAGUUCAGACGCUAGAAAUACACCACAAGCAUUUAGUCAUUUUUCAUUUGAACAUUCAAAUCAUGAAUUGUUGAUUGUCGAUAUUCAGGGAGUCAAUGAUUUCUACACCGAUCCACAAAUCCACACCAAGAGUGCUCAAGGCUUUGGUGAGGGUAAUUUGGGCGAGACUGGGUUCCACAAGUUCUUGCAGACACACAAGUGCAAUGCAGUGUGUGACUUUUUGAAAUUGAAACAAAUCAAUCAGAGCAAAAAGACAUUGCUUCGUGGCACCUUGCCCGUUGUACAGUUGAUGGAGUUUCACGAUGCCAUUGGUAUCAAUGCCAACGGUCAAGCUACUGGAGCGGCCAAGAGCGGCCAUACGAUGGAGUACUUUGCCAGCGGUCAGAGUACCGCACCCGCAUCAUUAGAAGAUGAGGAAAAGAUGUUGCAAGAACAAUUGGAACGUAUCCGUGCACAACAAAAGGCCAAACAGGCUGCUUUACCCAAACAACCAUCCAACUCGAACCUUCACAAACUUUCACCCAAACCAGCUCCCAAACCAGCUGCUGCCUCUAUAUCAGUGUCUGCGUCUGCUUCAUCUCCUCCAUCUACCUCGCCUACCCCAACUUCUCCUAAACCUGUACCUUCUGCAGUUGCCAAGCCUGUUGCAGUUGCAGCUACACCAGUUGCCGCUACCCCCGCACCAGUCGCAGUCGCUGCUACACCUGCACCAGUUGCAGUCGCAGUCGCACCAUCCCAACCAACUACUCUACCAACGCCAGUUACACCAGCUGCUGCUACCGCACCACAGGCAUCCAAUCAAGAGAUUGUACCAGACAAGUCAGCAUUUGAAAAAUGGGAUUUAAAGAAUAUUCGCAACCAAGAUACCAUUCGUGGUUUGCAAUCAGAGUGUAUUGUCGGUGACGACACACGUCUCUACACUGGUUCCAACGACGGUAACCUCGGUGUUUGGGACAUUAACGAGCUCAAGCAUACUACCAAUAUCCGUGCACAUGGCAAGUCGAUCAGAUCGGUUUGCAUGACACCAACGGGUCACCUCAUUACUGGUGGUGCCGACUCUUACCUAAAGCAAUGGGAUCUCACCACCAUGACUGCAGUCAAGGAGAUUAAAGAAGCCAACGAAGUCAACACUGUCUUUGUGCUCGACAACCUCUUGUUUACCGGUUGCAACGACAAGACUGUCAAAGUGUGGGAUUUGCGUUCCGACAAGUGUCUCCAAACCUUGCAAGGACAUACACGUGCCAUCAAGACUGUCUAUGCCAUGGGUAACCUCUUGUUCUCUGGUUCCAACGAUCAACAAAUCUUUGUGUGGUCGCUCCAAAACAACCGUAUUCUCACCAACUUCCAAGGUCACGAAGGUUGGGUCAAGAGUUUGUACGCUCACAACAACACUCUCUAUUCGGGCUCGCACGAUGAAACCGUCAAGGUAUGGGAUCUCAAGACUACCAAGUGUGUAAAUACUAUCAAGUGCAAGGACCGUGUCGAAACAUUGCACGUCACCAACCAAGGUAUCUUUGCCGGUGCCGGUGAUUUCCUUCAGGUCUUUAGCACCACCGAUCACGAGCAAUUGGCUGCUGUAAAUACUAGAUCUAGUAUAUUGUGUACUUGGAGAAGACAAAAUCAACUUUUCACUGGUUCAUUGGCUAGUAAUCUUAAGGUUUGGAAUUGGGAUUUACUCUAA